AUGGGAGUGCAGAGAUGCAGCUUCCUUGAGGACCUGCCUCCAUAUACCAAUGAAUAUAGAUACCCAAGACUGGCAGGCGCCGAGACAGUCAUAAGCCGAGAAUAUUGUCGUUUCCUAGAUGGAAACAAGAGCCCAUGUGUUCUAUUUACGCAUAUGCCACGGUGUGAACUCAAGAAACCCGGUAGGAACCGUCAAGGAAGAGUCGACUAUAUCUGCUCCUUAGAUAUGCUCGUUUUAACUAUACUUUGCCUCCCACAUGAAGAAGCUGACUGCCGGUUUGGUGGCCUUGUUACCUUAAAGGCAGCUAAAAUGAAUAUCUACCGGCAUAUAUCUUUCAGAGGCGCUACCCGGGCCAAUACUCCAGAGAGGGAAAAAGAGGCAGACAGCUCGUGGGCUCCUCGCCGGCUACCUCAGGGCAGAUCAUGGCUGCAUGAAUUAAAAGGCGAUGUUACAAGUGCCAUCUCCGUUGAUAUCAAGAGACCCAGCGGCAACAUCUACAUCACAUCGUGGGAACGCGGAAUAGUCCCUACCAGACAUCACCCUUACCCCGACCUUAGAGUGGUCGAAGAAUUAAAGAUAUUCAGGGGCAAAAAUCGCCAGCCACCGCCACCUAGAGUAGAAGGCAUGGAUAUCGUGAUACCAUUUUACGACUUGCUACUUCGCCCUCCAAAUCCCGCCCAUGGCGAGACGGAUCUCAAGUUCACGAAAGCAGAGCUCCUUGAAAUCGCUGAAGUAGUCUGGGAAGAUAUGGAUCGCAUGUGA
Molecule: messenger RNA, 762 nt
Organism: Nannizzia gypsea CBS 118893
Lineage: Eukaryota; Fungi; Ascomycota; Eurotiomycetes; Onygenales; Arthrodermataceae
Exons: 2
Coding region: 1-762 (253 amino acids)
Source: RefSeq, a predicted model, not a curated record